AUGACUGAAUUCCUGGUUUGUUUUAACUGGUGCAAUGGUGAACAGCCCCAGCCGAAGAGGCGUCGGAGACUGGACCGGAAUAUGAUAGGAGAACCAAUGAACUUUGUACACACUGCGCAUGUUGGGGCAGGAGAGAUGAGUAGUGACUACACAUCAGCUGUAUCAAUUCAGGACCACAUGAAGUCUAAAGGUGGCUACACAAACGGCACUGCUGCAACUGUUGAGAUAUAG
This is a messenger RNA of Nestor notabilis (Kea), 231 nucleotides long. RefSeq names its product CDC42 small effector protein 2-B-like. Gene Ontology annotation, cellular component: plasma membrane. Gene Ontology annotation, molecular function: small GTPase binding. The record is from RefSeq and is a predicted model, not a curated record. The transcript is spliced from 3 exons. The coding region runs from base 1 to 231 and encodes 76 amino acids. NCBI's taxonomy places the organism in Eukaryota, Metazoa, Chordata, Aves, Psittaciformes, Psittacidae. Gene Ontology annotation, biological process: regulation of Rho protein signal transduction.